UCCCUCGCGCACAGACACACAAACGCGCACCCGUCCCUCUUCGCCCCUCACAUCCCACCAGAAGAUGUGAAUGUGGACGGUCCCUAUAUUCCGCUCCGUGGGUGAGCGACGCGCCAGUGAGGCGGAGCGAGCGAGGACGGAGCGGAGCGGAGCGCACAACGCCGGUCACCAGUGUUCUGGUGCCAUGCACGUUUGCCAGAAAACCUGUGGAUGUUUAGAUUAAAGAAGAGAAAACAACUUCGCUUUUAAAACACUUCCAUGCACGUGAUUGUAUUUAAUCCACGGGAUUUUCUGUUGCGCGCAAAAGUGGCCAUGGCGCGUUUUACGCACCGCAACUAACUAGUGUUUUGGGAGCUCGCGUGACCGAAAAGAUGGAUUAGAGGACGGGCACCCGUUUCCCCUUCACGUCGGGAGCAGUUCAAAUGGCGGCACUUCGCAGGAAAUUUGGCGAAGACUACCAGGUGGUGAACACCAACCGGGCGACCACUUUUUCUGCGCCGGUCAAGAAGAAGCGCCAGCGGUUCGUGGAGAAGAACGGCCGUUGUAAUGUGCAGCACGGGAACCUCGGCGGAGAGACGAGCCGGUACCUGUCGGACCUCUUCACCACUUUGGUGGACCUGAAGUGGCGAUGGAACCUGCUCAUAUUCAUCCUGACUUACACCAUCGCCUGGUUGGUGAUGGCUUCCAUGUGGUGGAUCAUCGCUUACAUCCGGGGGGACCUCAAUCACGGCCACGACCCGUCUUACACCCCGUGCGUGGCCAAUGUUUACAACUUCCCGUCGGCUUUUCUUUUUUUCAUCGAGACCGAGGCCACCAUCGGCUACGGCCACCGCUACAUCACGGAGAAGUGCCCGGAGGGCAUCAUCCUCUUCUUAUUCCAGUCGCUGCUGGGCUCCAUAGUGGACGCCUUCCUCAUCGGCUGCAUGUUCAUCAAAAUGUCCCAACCGAAAAAACGCGCGGAGACGCUCAUGUUCAGCCAGGACGCAGUGAUUUCUCAGCGAGACGGGAAACUGUGCCUCAUGUUCCGCGUGGGCAACCUGCGGAACAGCCACAUGGUGUCUGCGCAGAUCAGGUGCAAACUGAUCAAGUCUCGCCAGACGCCGGAGGGCGAGUUCCUGCCGCUGGACCAGUGCGAGCUGGACGUGGGCUUCGGGACGGGCGCCGACCAGCUCUUCCUGGUGUCCCCGCUCACCAUCUGCCACGAGAUCAACCCCAAGAGCCCGUUCUUCGACCUCUCCCAGCGCUCGCUCGCCAACGAACAGUUCGAGAUCGUGGUGAUACUGGAGGGCAUCGUGGAGACCACCGAAGGUGGAGGAAGACAACACACGACAAUGCAAAUAUGAUGGAAUUAUGAGGACUCUUGUGCUGAGACAUUCUUUGCAUAAUGAAAUCCCGUGGACAUGGACGUUUAUGGCGGUUUGAUGAACGAGUCCCAGUGGUUCCUCUGGGAUCUUUCAGAUCUCAGCCGAGGUGGUUUGAGCCCAGGAUGUGGAGCCACGUCUUCACACUCUCAGCCAUAACAAGGCCCUCUCUGCUGUAUUCAACACAACCAUUCAUCCCCGAAUACAAAUAAAUCCAUCUGCCUCCUUUCUUUCUUUUGCCCAUCUCCCCUAUCCCUCACUGCUGUAGGAGGAACCACGGAGCUGAACGGGCUUAGAGUGGGAGGGAGGGAGGGAGGGAUCAGCAGGGAAGCGCGGAGGCAGGCGGCACGCUCUGUGCUCUGGUGAUAAUACUAUUAAAUCACGGUGCAGCCAGAGGUUUAAUGUCGCGGCGCUGUGGCUCUUAGAGCCGAGAGGCAGACGAGGGAAGCCCCCGGCAGUAUCACCUCCAACGGGCCAGCAGAUCCCGCAUCCUGGUGCGGGACCGCAUCCCAUUAGCUUUAAGUCAUGGAGAUUUACCCCUCACGUCCUGCUGACACAGCUGUUCGGGCUUGUUGAUGAUCUCCCCAACACAUUCCCGACGCCUCCGAAGCAAACAGACAGAUUACCGAGCAUCCGGUAGCAAAUAGAGAGGCAGCGACUGUAGUGAUCAGAGGUGUGUGACACGUCGACACACCGCCUAGAUCCAAUUAGGUAGUAAGGACUACUUGAACCCAGCCUGAUGCGGCGCUCGGUUUCUACAACAAGACCCUCAACUCUCAGUGACUGGCCUGGCGAGUGUUUGCAUUGAGAGAUGAACCUUAAUCAGCUGCUUGAGAAUUCACACGAUGCAGCUGUUCGCUUUAUGGGACUCAAAAAUACACCUAGGGAUUCAGUGUUUGGUGAACUGCUACGGCUCCAGUGCAGGUGACAACAGGCGCAAAGUUGAAGCCGAGCCGCUGAGUCAGAUAAAAUACGGACCAAGUGCUUAUUGAUCAGUGGAAGGACCUCCGGCAAGCAGCCAAAUACCAGGAAAAUUAUGUCACAGUAUCUGAGCUCUGAUAGAAAACUGUUCAUUUACGCCGCAGCACUUAAAACAGUGUCUGUGGAGACGACGACUCCCGCUGCCAAGUAGCUGCUAAUUCCUUUAUAUCAGAUUUAAAGAAGCCGUUAGCACUCACAUCAGCAGGGGUUUCACUUUUUUUACAUGUCCUGUAUCUUCUAUUCAAAAUGUGGAAACAGAGGGGUAAUAAAAGCGCUGCCCGGAGUGAAAUCGCCGGUAUGCGACUAAAUUGAAGUGUACGGUAGAGUGCACAGGAAGCAGCAAUAAAGAGCGGCGGAGCAGGGAGGGAGAUAACGGAGGGCGGCUCUGCCCGUUCUCAUCCUUCCAUAUCAGCCAGUAAUUGUUUUGCGGGAGCUAAGCCCAGUUUAACGCCGCUUAUUAAAAAUGAACACUCUC
Messenger RNA from Betta splendens (Siamese fighting fish), 2817 nucleotides. Its product is annotated as G protein-activated inward rectifier potassium channel 1-like. Gene Ontology annotation, biological process: regulation of monoatomic ion transmembrane transport; potassium ion import across plasma membrane. Gene Ontology annotation, cellular component: plasma membrane. The transcript is spliced from 3 exons. The coding region runs from base 423 to 1343 and encodes 306 amino acids. The record is from RefSeq and is a predicted model, not a curated record. Lineage: Eukaryota; Metazoa; Chordata; Actinopteri; Anabantiformes; Osphronemidae. Gene Ontology annotation, molecular function: G-protein activated inward rectifier potassium channel activity.